AUGAGUAGGGUUGCUUCUGCGCCGGGAAAAGUUUUGAUGACUGGUGGAUAUCUUAUUCUGGAGAGGCCUAAUGCAGGGAUUGUACUAAGUACAAAUGCCCGAUUUUAUGCUAUUGUCAAGCCGCUUUAUGAGGACCUUAAACCUGACAGUUGGGCAUGGGCAUGUUCAGAUGUGAAACUGACAUCUCCUCAGAUGGGUAGAGAAACUAUGUAUAAACUGUCUCUCAAGCAUCUGCAGCUACAGUGUGUAUCUUCAAGUGAUUCAAGAAACCCAUUCGUAGAAUAUGCAUUGCAAUAUGCUAUAGCAGCAGCACAUGCCACCUUUGACAAUACUAAGAAGGAGGAGCUACAUAAACUUUUGUUGCUAGGUCUUGACAUUACGAUUUUAGGCUGCAAUGAGUUCUAUUCAUAUAGAAAUCAGAUUGAAGCCCGUGGCCUGCCUCUAUCUCCCGAUUCACUGGCUUCUCUCCCACCUUUCACUUCGAUCACCUUUAAUGCAGAGGAAUCUAGUGAACAAAAGAGCAAACCCGAAGUUGCCAAAACUGGAUUGGGCUCGUCUGCUGCUAUGGCAACUGCAGUUGUUGCUGCUUUACUUCAUUACCUUGGAGUGGUCAAACUUUCCUUAGAAAAUAGUUCUCUGCCAGAGGAUCAAGUCUCGAAGGAACUGGAUGUCGUGCAUAUCAUAGCUCAAACUGCUCACUGUAUAGCGCAGGGUAAAGUCGGUAGCGGUUUCGACGUGAGCUCUGCUGUUUACGGAAGUCAAAAGUAUAUCAGGUUUUCGCCUGAAGUACUUUCUUCUGCUCAGGAUGUUGCUCGAGGGCUUUCAAUACAAGAGGUCAUUGAAGAUGUGCUAAAAGCCAACUGGGAUCACAAGAGAACGAAUUUUCAGUUGCCACCAAUGAUGAUGUCACUGUGGGCAGAGGGAGCUGUGGGGCCAUACCAAAUAGAAGUGAUUAAAGCACUCUUAGGAGCUAGAGAUUCCAUGUUGUCAAUCCGGACUACUAUGCGCAAGCUGGGCGGGACUGCCGGAAUUCCCAUAGAGCCCGAAUCACAAACCAGUCUGCUAGAUACCACGAUGAAUACAAAAGGAGUUCUAUUGGCUGGUAUUCCUGGUGCAGGUGGAUUUGACGCGGUGUUUGCCAUUACCUUGGGAGCUUCAAGCAGCAAUGUCGUGAAGGUCUGGAGUUCGCUCAAUGUUCUGGCCUUGCUAGUGAGAGAAAAUCCACGUGGCGUUCAUCUAGAGGCCAACGAUCCACGAACUACCAAGAUUACUGACUCGGUUUCUAACAUUCAUAUUGGGUAA
Molecule: messenger RNA, 1302 nt
Organism: Striga hermonthica
Lineage: Eukaryota; Viridiplantae; Streptophyta; Magnoliopsida; Lamiales; Orobanchaceae
Source: the annotation of a GenBank genome assembly